GAAUUAUAUUUUGGGAUUCUUCUUAUAUUUACCUUCAGUCGAUGUAAAAUAUUAAAUUUGAACAUAUACAUGGGAAAUGACUGAUAUGUGUUACUGUCCUUCCGCUGAAAUCUAUAAUGGUUACAUUUAAGCUGCGGAAUAAGGCCACUAGUCACUCUGCAGAAUGGGUCAGAAGGCAAAUAACAGAUAGAUACGUUAUACAGAAGCAAAUUGACAAUUAUCGCAGCAGAGCAGCUUACAAACUAAUCGAACUAGACGAUAAAUAUUUUAUUUUCAAGAAGAAUCAGACUAUCGUUGAAUUAGGUUGUUAUCCUGGAGGAUGGGCUCAGGUUGCGCUCGAUAGAGCUCUCUGCGGAGCAUCCUCUUCUCGUGUUAUAGGUAUAGACAAGAUACAAAUAGACCCCAUACCCAAUUACACAUUUAUAAAGGGGGACAUAAAUGACGAGAUCACACAGUCAAAGCUAUUGGCGACCCUGGAUAACGCAAAAGCAGAUGUGGUUCUUAGCGACUUGGCUCCAAAUUGUACUGGUAUCAAACAUGAUGAUCAUUUAAACUCCGCCGAACUCUGCCUGCAAGCGGGAUCACUAAUGGAAAGGAUAAUCGCUGUUGGUGGCUGUUUCGUUGUUAAAAUAUUCAUGGGUAGCCAGUUAGAUAAUUAUAAGACGUAUCUGCGUAGUCUUUUUAGCUCAGUAAAUUCAGCAAAGCCAAAGGCUUGUAGAGCCGAAUCUAAAGAAAUGUACUUUGUAUGCAGAGACUUUAUGGGAAUGCGGGAUAUUAGGGGAGAUGUUCAAACUCAAGGAAGCUUUUAUCCAAAGGAAGGGAGACUAUAG
Theileria equi strain WA is the source of this 830-nucleotide messenger RNA. RefSeq names its product ribosomal RNA methyltransferase, putative. The transcript is spliced from 6 exons. Gene Ontology annotation, molecular function: rRNA (uridine-2'-O-ribose)-methyltransferase activity. Gene Ontology annotation, biological process: RNA methylation. NCBI's taxonomy places the organism in Eukaryota, Apicomplexa, Aconoidasida, Piroplasmida, Theileriidae. The record is from RefSeq and is a predicted model, not a curated record. Bases 117 to 830 code for a protein of 237 amino acids.